Melitaea cinxia (Glanville fritillary) is the source of this 2387-nucleotide messenger RNA. RefSeq names its product cactin (gene cactin). Gene Ontology annotation, molecular function: protein binding. The transcript is spliced from 12 exons. Lineage: Eukaryota; Metazoa; Arthropoda; Insecta; Lepidoptera; Nymphalidae. Gene Ontology annotation, biological process: mRNA cis splicing, via spliceosome. The record is from RefSeq and is a predicted model, not a curated record. Gene Ontology annotation, cellular component: spliceosomal complex; cytoplasm. Bases 279 to 2354 code for a protein of 691 amino acids.
UCAUGAUUGUAGGGAAACUUCAAAAAACUUUGUCAAAAAACUUAUGAGCUGUCAAUUGUUAUUUUGUUGUGUAAAUAUUAUAGCGUUUUUAGAAGAAUUUUGUUAAAAAAAUCUUGACCAACAGUGUUUUAAAUAACCGUAAUUUAUGUUAAUCACAAAGAUAAUGCCAAGUACAUAACAUUUGUAUUUAACAUGAUAUGAACCCUGAAAUUUACCUAAGUGUUCGAGACUCGAGUGUUUUUGUGAACGUUAUUUGCGUUAUAUUAGAUAAAUAGAAAAUGUCGUCAAAACACAUAAGUAAGUAUCGCGAUGAAUCUCGUAGUCGAUCAGUUGAACGUCGGCAGGAUGUGUCACAUAAGCACAUUUCCAAAUCGAAAUCUCCUAAAAGGAGACAUAAGUCCUCAAGCAGAGAUAGGAAAGAGUCUAAACAUAAAAAGAGUAAGAAGAAAAAGAAGAAACGAUCAAGCAGUAGCAGUUCAUCAAGUAGUAGCGACAGUGAUGAAGAGGAGUUGAAGUUAUUACAGAGAUUAGAAGCAGAAAGACUCAGACUGAAGGAAGAGAAACGGAAACAAAAGGAAAUGCUGAAAGCUAAUGAAACUCCCGAGGAAAAGAGAGCUAGAAGACUCAGAGAAAAACAGGAGAAGGAGCGAAAGAGACGUGAACGUAUGGGCUGGGACAAUGAAUACCAGUGCUACACCAACCAGGAUAACCCAUUCGGAGACUCAGCACUGACUAAUACCUUUGUGUGGACAAAGAAACUCGCUAAGGAGGGCGUCAAGAAUGUGUCGCAUGAUGAGCUUGAAGCGUUGAACAGACAAAAGCAGUUAGAAAAUAAAAUUGAGUUGGAAAAGGUGAAGCAGCGUCGUCUGGAGCGUGAGGCGGAGCGAGCGGCCCGCGAGGCGGAGGCAGCGGCGGCGGCCCGAGCUCGUGAGGCGGCGCAGUUCCACAGCUGGGCGCGCCACGAGGACGCCUUCCAUCUGCACCAGGCGCGCCUGCGCUCGCAGAUACGGAUCAGAGAUGGACGGGCAAAACCAAUUGAUCUGCUCGCCUGGUACGUAAGCUCUGAGCAGUGUGUUGAUGCGUUAGAAAUGCACGAACCAUACACGUACCUAAAUGGGUUGAACGCGCAAGACUUAGAGGAUUUACUUGAAGAUAUCAAGGUGUACAAGGAGCUGGAGCAGAACGCGAACCAGGCGUACUGGGAGGACGUGCAGACCAUCGUGCUGGACGAGCUGGCCAAGCUGCGGCGGCUGGCGGCGCCGGGCGCGCGCCGCGACGGCGUGCACCAGGCCGUGGCCGACGACGUGACGCAGAUCUUCAAGGGCAAGACGGGCGCCCAGCUGGACGCGCUGCGGGAGCACAUCGAGGCCAAGAUGAGCGCGCGCCGCGACGGCGUCGACGUGCCCUACUGGGAGAGCCUGCUGAGCCAGCUCAACGCUCACAUGGCGCGCGCGCGCCUGCGCGACCGGCACCAGCAGAACCUGCGCCGCAAGCUGCAGCUGCUCAAGCGCGAGCAGGGCGUGCAGCCCGACCAGCCCGCCCACUCCGACCAGGCCACCGGAUCCGACCAGCCCGCCCACUCCGACCAGCCCGCCGGACCCGACCAGCCCGCCGGACCCGACCAGCCCGUCCAUCCCGAUCAGCUCGACCACUCCGACCGAGAUGACGCGGAGCGAGGGUACGUGGCUCUUUACGCCAGCGGCGGCUACUCGCCCGCCUACCUGCGCGCCGGCGCGCUGGAGCCCGGCACGCUGCUGCUGGAGGCGGCGGAGGACGCGCAGCGCCUGGCCUUCCUGCGCGCGCGCCUGCACGCCGCCAGCGCCGCCGGCCGCCCGGAGCCCGCGCCGGGCGGCAGCGGCGCGCCGGCGGGCGGCGCGGCGCUGGAGGCGGCGGCGCGCCGCUCCAUGGCGGGCGGCGCCGACGGCGAGGGCGCGCAGUUCAGCGUGGAGCACGCGCUGCCCGACCAGCCCUACCUGUGGGCCGACAAGUACCGCCCGCGCAAGCCCAGAUACUUCAACAGAGUGCAUACGGGUUUCGAGUGGAACAAGUACAACCAGACGCACUACGACAUGGACAACCCCCCGCCCAAGAUCGUGCAGGGCUACAAGUUCAACAUCUUCUACCCCGACCUCAUCGACAAGAGCGCUACGCCCGAGUUCUCUCUUAAGCCAUGCGCCGACAACCCCGAGUUCGCAGUGCUCCGGUUCCACGCCGGGCCGCCCUACGAGGACAUCGCCUUCAAGAUCGUCAACCGCGAGUGGGAGUACUCGUACAAGCGCGGCUUCCGGUGCCACUUCCACAACAACAUAUUCCAGCUGUGGUUCCACUUCAAGAGAUACAGAUACCGUCGAUGAUUAUAUUAUAUAUAUAUAUUUUAUGACAUUGCA